Cyclopterus lumpus (lumpfish) is the source of this 3987-nucleotide messenger RNA. RefSeq lists its product as uncharacterized. The record is from RefSeq and is a predicted model, not a curated record. The transcript has 11 exons. Bases 1447 to 3579 code for a protein of 710 amino acids. NCBI's taxonomy places the organism in Eukaryota, Metazoa, Chordata, Actinopteri, Perciformes, Cyclopteridae.
GUCUGUUAUCAACAGCAUCCGGUUGGCCAUCGCCGUGAGGUAAACAAACGGCCGCUGCUUCCUGUAACGUCCACAGAUAGGCUCCUAACUCCCAAGUUAGAUGUAUUUUGAGCACACGACAUUUUAUUUUCAGCGCGUACCUUUUGGACUCGUCGUCAUUUUUUACCAAAACUCCUGAAUUCCGCAACGCCGCGUGCUAACAGCGAGCGUUAGCUGUUGGUUUAAGCUAGCUGGCUACAUGUGGUCGACCUGCGCGUGACGCGACACUACAGCGGGUCAGAGAUAGCUGCCCUUCCUUUUACUGUCCCGUCUCGAAGGGAAUAAGAGAUUCCAAGCAGCGAACUCUUAUUAUUGGAGUUAUUGGGUUAUGGAGAAUAAUGGAUAACCUUGCAUCAAAUAAGAGCCACAUACCCUGUGAGUCGUGGGCGGGCCAGAAUGACUGGUCCACUGCUUCAACUCAAGGAUCGCUCCUCAACCCACUCCCCAGCUCUCAGCAUCUCAUCCUGGGUUCGCCUUCUAACCAGAGACUCCCCUACGACCACUUGCAGGGGUCCAAUCAGAGCUGUAUGAGUGACCUCAGCACCGCUCAUCACUCUGCUCUGUACAAAGCCUCUCUCAUCAGUGGCAAUCCGUCAUCCAACUCGCUCUUUGCCAACGCAGCUGACCCUAGUAACUCUCACAUGAUUUCCUUCGCCCAGCAAACCUCUCACACUUCACCGACGCUGCUAACUGCAAACCAAGGAAGAAGAAAAAAAACGUCUUCUCUUCCCCAAACGAACCAAGCUCUACAGCCCCAACAGCUUCUCUCACCCCACAACCUUUACAAAGCACCGUUUCACCCUCCAUCAUCCAAUCAGUGUUUACCAAACCGACUUCUGCCAGUUAGCCCGCCAUCAUGUGGACAACAUGAGCAGAGUCAAUGGAUACCAUCGUCACAUUGCAGGGGAGCUGUAACCAAGUCCAUCCCUGACGCAGCUGCUCAUCCUAAAAACAAGCAAGAGGAGACGAUUAGUCCACCGGCCAACAAUGAGAGUCAGCGUUUAGUGCUUUUAAAUCAGCGUGCACAACUACUUCAACAAGUGGCAGAGUUGGAUAAACUUCUGGAAUCCAUAAACCCAGAGGAGAGCCGUGAUGGGAAGUCCCCACAAAUUGGCGUUCAGUCUCCUCCAACAAUGAAUGAUCCAGCUCAAUGUGAACAAUCCAAGAACAGUGACGCACAGCAGGUUCAGCUCUCUGCGGCAAAAUCAGAGUCCCAGUCGCAUCUUUCAUCGGAUUGUUCCUCUCCUGCAUCCUCCCAUGAACAAAGCGAUGAUGAUUCAAUGUCGGCAGCAGAAUUUGAGGAAGAAGAAAAGGACUCUGGCGAGUCACCGGAGGACAGCGAUCCUGAUUUCUCUCCCAACAGUGAUGGUGACUUCUCUGAUUUCCUGACUGACUGGGGCUCCUCGGAUGAAUCCAGUCACGGCGGCCCCUCGGCCCCCGCGGUGGCAACGCCUCCUCCGCCGGAAAAAAAAGGGGAGGAAUCAGAAAGUUCUCUGGUUCCGGAAAAAAAACGGCAGUCCCCAAAGGAAGAUAUGCCCAAUUAAUCCGAGGAAUUCUUUUAAAACGGUAGUGUUGCCGAGUUCAAGUUCCAAAAUGAGACGCGUUUACGACCGGAGGAACUAUUGUUUGUUUUGCACUAAUCCGGAAUCCAAAAUGUCGCGACAUCUCGAGAGGAUCCACAGUGACAAACCGGAGGUUGCGGCUGUGUUUCAGCACCCCAAAAGGUCCAGAGAAAGAUACAAAAUAUGGAACAGGCUCAUAAACCAAGGAAACUUUCUUCACAACAAGGAAGUCCUGAAGACGGGAAAGGGCCUGCUUGUUUCCCGAAAAAGGCCGAACAAAACUCACAAAGCCCAAGACUUUCUUCAUUGUCUUUACUGCCGGGGGUUUUUCAUGAAGAAUUCUUUGUCCAAGCACAUGAAAUCGUGCCCGGAGAAAGUGGGGAAGGAAACCGAAGCGGAGAUCGGAAGGAAGCGCCUCGGGUUGCGGUGUGUGCUCGAAACCUUGGACGACCUCGGGAUAAGCGACGGUUUCAAGGACGUCAUGUCCCCGAUGAAAUUCGACGACGUGACGCAGGCAAUCAUGGCGGACGGGAUCAUCUUGCAGUAUGGCGAGGACCUCUUCGACCAGUACGGAUCCAAUCCGAAGAAGCACGAUUAUAUAAGACAAAACCUUCGUCAGAUAGCAAGACUCGUACUCGAAGCUCAGAAUACGACCCCUCUGGAGAAGCUGGAGGACUUCUUCCUCCCGUCGAACUUCCCGCACGUGGUGUGCGCGGUGAACGUCUUGGCGGGCUACAAUCCAGAAACCAAGACGUACGCCCUCCCUUCACUCGCCCUCAAGCUUGGCUACAACCUGCAGAAGACCUGCGGCAUUGUCGAGGGCAACGCGACGCGGCGCGGCGACGCACCCGUUGCCGAGGCCGCUCGGAGCUUCCUCGCCGUGUACCAGGAAAAAUGGAACGCGCUCGUUUCUGCCGGCGCGUUGACGACCAUCAGGGAAACCAAAUUGAACAAGGAGGAGAAGGUGCCGUUCGCGCAGGAUGUAAAACGCCUGAUUUCCCACAUGGAGGAUGUUCAUCUUGUGGCAGAAAAAAACCUCAGAGACGCGACGUCUGCGGAAAACUAUGCUGCUCUGGCCAAAGUGAUACUCGUCCGGACGAUACUUUUCAACAGGAGAAGCGUGGCGGAGAUCUCGUCGUUGGAAGAGGCGGCUUUUAUGUCACGGAUAAAGUCCUCGGACGCGCAGUACGGCAUGGACGUCUCCGUCUCCGAUUUGGAAAGGAGCAUGUGCGAGUUCUUCACGAGAGUCGACAUACGAGGGAAGUCGGGGAGAAUUGUCCCCGUUUUGCUGAAGCCGUCAUUCGUGUCGGCUUUGGAACUUCUCGUAAAUGUCCGCGAGACGUGCGGAGUGCCCCGGCAGAAUCCCUUCGUUUUUGGACGCCCGCACACUCUGUCGGCCUACAGGGGGUCUGUUUGCAUCCAAAGGUUCGUCAGAGAAUGUGGAGCGAAGGACCCCGCGGGGCUGACCGCCACGAAGAUCCGGAGGCAUUACGGAACGAUGCUGCAGCUGAUAAACCUGGAUGAAAACGAGACGGCCCAAAUUCUAGGCCCCAAUAAUCAAGGCCCCAAUAAUCAAGGCCCCAAUAAUCAAGACCCCAAUAAUCAAGGCCAAAGCCCGCGACAGGACAGCGGCAUGCGGCUGGAUGACGUUGAGAUGGAGCCUGAUGAGCGUCAUCGAGGACAAGCCCAUAGAGCAACAAGAGACGCCAACAAGACUGCACCUCCAAAAUCGGGCACUGAAGGCUCCAAAUAUAAGACCAAACAUAAAUGGGGGGAAGCAGAGGUUCUCGCCGUCGAAAGACACAUGAAGCAUUUCAUCAAGGAACACAGAGUUCCUCAGAAAAACGACUGCAUUCAGUGUCUCGACGCCGAGCCGAAAGCCCUGAGGAGCCGUUCAUGGAAAGGUGUGAAGGACUACGUCAGAAACCGGAUCACCGCCCUGAAAAGGCGAAGCGGAAAUCCCAAAGCUAGGUCCUGAAAACCGGUAACGGGGCCAAGUGGAACCGCAAAGAAGACUACCGGACAUGUUCAGCAUUUUUAGACUGCAUAACGUUUCCCUUUUGCAUUUUCUCGUCCUUCGCCGCCCUGUGUUCCUCUCUUUUGCCACUUUUAAGGGCGUUUACAUCCAUUAGAAUGGCCACGAAUAGAUUAACAUUUUAUUUGUUUUAUUUAAUUUAAUUUCUCCCUUUUACAUGUUUCACUGUAAUUUUUGUUUCAUUUAGUUAUCUUUAAAAAAAAAUGUGUCCCCUAGUGGCUAAAUAGUAUGUUUUUGGAUCUGUAAGUUAACUUCUGUGAACGGGGUAUCGGGUACACUGUAUUUUGUUGUUCUCUUUGGCUUUACCACCAAUAAAGUAAUCAGUUUACGUUUGAACAAAACAAAACUUAA